AGCAGGUGAUUUACUGCCUGUAACAAGCUUGGUGAUAGUUCUGUGAGAAAUAUGUAUUGACAGGAGGUGGGAGUUAAGUUACCUUAUUUGUCUUGCUGUCCUGUUCAGCUGUGCAUUCAUGCUUUUAAUCCUUCCUGCAGGCAACUGCUCCUGCAAGAUCCCUUGAAUCUGUAGGAAGGAGUCUCAGAGGCUACCGGGACUGGGCUGUAUGAAAACUCGCAGAGGAAAUGCCAGCUGGGAUUGCUCGAGGUCUGGAGGAAACUGGCUUAUCCUUACAGCAGGAGGAGGAGGAGGAAGAAGAUGUCAUUGAUGAGUUGGAAGAUCAUCCGUGUAUCAAGUGGACUGGUGGUGGCUGCAGGCGGAUCCCCAUCUUGGUGUUUCAUGCAGAAGCCAUUCUGACCAAUGACAGCUACCUCCGCCUAAUUGGAGAACGCUACCACUUGUCCUAUAAGAUUGUGCAAGCAGAUGGCCGUCUGGUUCGAAGCAUUCUGACUGCCCAUGGAUUCCAUGAGGCGCAACCUGGUAGCAGCGAUUACAAUCUCAUGUGGACAGGAUCACACUUGAAGACCUACUUGCUGCGUUCUCUUACAGAUAUUCAGAAAGUCAAUCACUUCCCUAGGUCAUAUGAACUGACACGGAAGGACAGACUGUACAAGAAUGUCAGUCGUAUGCAGCUGGCCCAUGGAUUCAAAACAUUCCAUAUCUUACCUCGGACCUUUAUCCUUCCAACAGAGUACCAGAACUUCUGCAGUACCUAUUCUAAGGACAGAGGUCCGUGGAUAGUGAAGCCUGUGGCCUCUUCCAGGGGUCGAGGUGUCUACCUCAUAAACAAUCCAAGCGAGAUUGUCCUGGAAGACAACAUCCUGGUUUCUCGUUAUAUCAGCAACCCCUUGCUCAUAGAUGAUUUCAAGUUUGAUGUGCGCCUCUAUGUUCUGGUUACAUCCUAUGAUCCACUUGUCAUCUAUCUCUAUGAGGAAGGAUUGGCCAGGUUUGCAACAGUGAGGUAUGACCAGGCAUCCAAGAACAUUAAAAACCAGUUCAUGCACCUGACCAAUUACAGUGUCAACAAGAAGAGUGGAGAUUAUGUCAGCUGUGAUGAUCCUGAGGUAGAGGAUUAUGGAAGCAAGUGGAGCAUGAGUGCAAUGCUGAGGUACUUAAAACAAGAGGGGAAAGACACCGCAGCACUGAUGGCUAGUGUGGAGGACCUGAUUAUCAAGACUGUGAUUUCUGCUGAGCUGGCCAUUGCCACAGCUUGUAAACAUUUUGUUUCACAUCGUGACACCUGCUUUGAGCUGUAUGGUUUUGAUGUCCUUAUUGAUGACACUCUCAAGCCCUGGCUGUUGGAAGUAAACCUAUCCCCAUCGUUGGCCUGUGAUGCUCCUUUGGAUCUGAAGAUCAAAGCUAGCAUGCUCUCAGAUAUGUUUACCCUUGUAGGCUUCGUCUGCCAGGAUCCAAGCCAACGCUCAAGCCGGGACAAUUGUUCAUCUGAAUCUGUCAGGAGAAAUCUGUAUCAGAAGCUGCAGCAUCCUGUGUCUAUGCAAUCGCAAACAACAAAUACUAAAUUGAUAAGUCGUACCCGUCCUCUGUCUGCCGGUGAUGCUGAAGUGAAAAACUCAAUGCCCUCAGGCAGGGAAAAUGUAACAGGAAGGCAAGGCACCUCUGUGCUAGGUCUCUCAAUGGAAGAGAUAAAAGUUCUUUGUCGAGUGAGAGAAGAGAAUGAACGGAGAGGAGGCUUCAUCCGGAUAUUCCCUACCCCAUUAACAUGGGGACUUUAUGGAUCCUUUUUACAGUACAAGACAUCAAUGAACUACAUGCUGGCUACACAUCUGUUUAAGGACAGGGGCAAGAUGAAAAGAGACUUCCCCACUGGGAGAUGCCGAGCAGGUCUCAAUGAAAAGCUGGAUAUGAGGCUUGAAGCUAUAGACUCUCAUGCUCUCUUUUAUGAGAGAAAGCUUGUUUCACUGGAGUUACGAAAGCGCCAGCGAUGCAAUGGCAAGUCUAAAGCAGCACAGACAGGAUCACCAGGAACAUCAGAACCAAUAAAGUUGUCCCUCAAGUCAGAUGCAGAAGGUGAGGAAGAAGAGGAGGUAGAUACAGAUGAAGAUGAGCUAGAUAGAACUGUUGGCUCUGUUUUGGACAGUGAGGUGAAAAGUAAGCCAAAGCUCUCUGACUUGGUGAGAACUGCUAGUAAGGAGAGGUUGCCGAAAAAGCUUGACAAGAAACCUGGAGAUGGAGGAGAUCUGUUUCCUCAGAAAACAAACAUUCAGAUCAACUUGCUGCAAACUCUUCAAAAGCAUGGAAACCUGAGCAAAGUGCAAGCUCGCAGGGCUUUCUCUGCCUAUCUACAGCAUGUUCAGUUGCGACUGAUGAAGGAGGCUGGUGACCAGAUCCAGAAUUCUGCCUGGACUGCCAAAGAAGAUGAGCAAAUGGAGCUUGUGGUACACUUCCUAAGGCGAGCUGCCAGCAAUCUUCAGCAGUCCUUGAAGAUGCUGCUCCCCAGACGUCAUUUAGGAAUAAAUGAUCGUCGUCGUAUCCUGGCUUACCAGCUGGGCAAGUUCAUAACCUGUUAUAACAAGGAAACAGAGCAGAUGGUUCAGAAGCAAUCAAAAAAGAAACAGGAAGAGGAGCAGGGAAUGAAUCCUGAACUUUUUCAGAACUUCAUUAGCAAGGCAAGUGAAAGUGACUUGGCGGAAGUGCUGACGUUUUACACACAGAAAAACAGGUCAACAAAUGUCUCCCUGAGAAAAAACUCCACAAGCAGAAAAUGCAGCAACACCAGUAAUGAGUCAGAGAAACAGCCUCCGGAGCAGCAUCCUGAGCUGGUGAAAAAAAUAAAAGGUGAUCAGUCCAAAAUUUCAGUUGCAGAACUGCCUGCAGAAAGAGCAUUAAAAGGCUGUAAACCCAAAGAAGGUAAAUCAACCUUUUCAGAAGAACCCAUCUUCUCCUUAAACCCUGAAGUGAAAUUACCUCGAUGUGGCCCUUCUAGUGCUUCUUCCUCUACUUAUGGUGCCACAUUCCAGACAAGUACCAGUUCCUGGACACGAUCUCAGCCUUCAGCCUCUGAAAAAUCCCAGGUACCUGGUCCAUUGCCAACUCCUCCAGCUGGUCCCAGGUUGAUUCAGGCCCCUUCCUCACUACCAUCCUUGCAGAGCACAGCUCCCGACAGCUCCUCUGUCUUCAUAAACCCAGUGUCCAGUGAGGCUUAUCUAUCUAGCCUUGCAGGAUCACAUUGUUGUCAUUCUGGUAGCUACACUGUUGGCUCAUUCUCAUCUUUUCAGACUGCUGCUCAGAUCUACAGCCAAAGAUUGUCCCGACCGUACUCUGCAAAAAUAGGUUUGUGCCAUUGCAGUUCAAGUGGACAGCAUGUGGGCUCAGCCAGGACACACAAAGAUGCAGAAGAGACUUCUUCCCAGGACAAUAGUAAUAACCCCGGUAUGGUAGCAGCAGAACUGCAGCAGGUGGCAGAAAAGCAGGUAGGCUGUCAGCAUUCCCCACCACACCACAUCAGUCUCCUUAUACAGCAGUUAACAAACCUGAACUUGGCAAGUGGAGCUAUAAGCAAGGGGAAUGCAGCCACCCCACAGAGCUACCAGUCAUCACUCAACAAAAGAGGGUCAUUGUUGGCUGUGCAGUCAGAUGCCCAUAGAGCUGACAAAAGGCCUGUCUCUUCAGCUGUCAGGGCUCCAGAGAAUCAUCGUUUUGCCUGGGAAGGAGAGAUGGAGGACAGUGUCUACAGCAAGGUGACAUGGAGUCCACUGGCACAUCGAACUUACCAUCUCAAUUUUGCUCUGCAACAACUUCAGGAGCUUAAACUUCAGUCACAACAGCUGUUGGAGCAAAGCCAGGCCCGGCACCAGACUCUCUUUGCCAACUACUCACAAUUCAGCACCAGCCAUAUACCUAUGCCAGCUGGCUCUGAUGCCCACAAGACAUCAAGUGCCACUUCUAGUAUCCAGAAAAUACCCAGUUUGCACAAAGUGAUGCCAUCCCAGAGUACGCCUUCUCAGCUGAUUCCAAAGCCUCCAGCAAACCACAGGCAGGCAGUGGUCGGAAAGGCUGCAGCCCAGAGGAUUUCCAGGGUGUCUUCCAUUGAAAGGCAGCUGAACCGAUUCCAGAACAGUGAUGCAUCCUGUGAGCCAGGGACAAAUUCCACAGCCUCUGCUCGAAGAGGAGGAUUAACACUGAACACCAGGAAAGAGUGAAGAGGAGGCCCUGGUGAGAGGACAACCCACAGAGGAGAGCAUCUGAACAUCUGUAGAAGACGAUGAUACAUCUGCAAGCUGAGGUGAAUGACUGCCUCUGAGAGCUUCCGCUGCCGAGUCGUGGGGUUCCCUUCCUCCCACUUCUU
Messenger RNA from Pezoporus occidentalis (night parrot), 4348 nucleotides. RefSeq names its product tubulin tyrosine ligase like 5 (gene TTLL5). Gene Ontology annotation, molecular function: tubulin binding; tubulin-glutamic acid ligase activity. NCBI's taxonomy places the organism in Eukaryota, Metazoa, Chordata, Aves, Psittaciformes, Psittacidae. The record is from RefSeq and is a predicted model, not a curated record. Gene Ontology annotation, biological process: microtubule cytoskeleton organization; protein polyglutamylation. Gene Ontology annotation, cellular component: cilium.